Molecule: messenger RNA, 393 nt
Organism: Serpula lacrymans var. lacrymans S7.9
Lineage: Eukaryota; Fungi; Basidiomycota; Agaricomycetes; Boletales; Serpulaceae
Exons: 3
Coding region: 107-385 (92 amino acids)
Source: RefSeq, a predicted model, not a curated record
GGACCGCAUCUUCGACUACAGCGACCAAAACAACGUCGAUCAGCUGACAUCUUUUGUCGUCUGUAUUGACUUUCAAGCUAUCCCACUUGCUAUCAUGGCAGGCAAAAUGCUGCAUUUCAACAGUACCUUCUUGACCUUGCCCGAUGAUCAGGAUGGGCGUCCGGUUGACAUACCCGUCUUUCGGCUUGUCCGCCAUGAUGGGCAAGGCGACAUCAGAAAGGUAGCGGACGAGGAUGACCCGAAGAUGAUCGUGCAGACGCGGACGGUCAGUAUUGGCCAAUGGAUGUUCGAUGUCAGAUCAUUCUAUGUGCGCUUGAAGGUUGAAUUCAGAAAACGCUUCAAUGAAAAACGGGUGGAGAGAUACCGGAUUGUGGAGAUGGAGUGAAUGGAAGG